AAUCGUUCGAUCAUCUAAGAGAACUUCAAAAAUAUCGAAAAUCUAUCAGUACAAACAAUGGUGCCGCUAUAAUAGAUAAGCUGCUAUAAAAUCUAUUUGUUUUUAGCGAGUAGUAACUGGGGGGAAACGUCUUAGAUAUCAAAAGGUUCUAUUGUAAUGUACGGUUAUGUGAUGAAACUCGCCUGGUGGUUAUCACUUUGGACCAAUUUUAAUCUAUUUACAUCUACCGGUGAAACGGGAACCACGGAUUACGGAGGCAUUCGGAAGGUUUCGCCAUGUCCGGAAAUGUUCCAGUACGUGCGGGAUCCUCGAUUUGUUGGUAGUGGUGGGCAGCGAGAGGCCAAUAUCGGGUUGCUCCGGUUGGAAGGGAUGGUUCCAGGAUGGAACAAUACACUGAAUGUGGUGCUCUCCGUGGCCGGUGAUCUUGGUCCCUCUAUUGGUUCGCUGGAGCUGCUGAAUAUCAACGAACUGCCCCAAAAUCCAGCCCGCUUCAUCGUUCAUUUUCCAUCCAACGGAAAAAUGAUUCCGAAUUUAAACUCCAUCAGCUUCAACGGACAUACGCUUUGCCGCGGUCAACCUGUCCAAGGAUCACGGGUAACGACAGUCAAAUUGAAAUAUUUUGUCGAACUUCCCAACGAGUUAAUUGCUGACAGCAGCUCAGAGAGCAGUGAAGAAACCUUUCCGAGCGUUUCCCUUGAUAGGAGCCACCAUUUUCUUAAACAAAUGCAGGAAAAAGAAAAUACAAGAGAAUUCGACAAACGGCUUCAUUACAGCGCGGUUUGCGGUAAGCCAGUUAAACCUGCCAUAGGUCUCCUGUUCCGAGGAAAGCCAACAAAGCGCCACGAAUGGCCAUGGCUGGGUGUUUUGUAUCUCAAAAACCGUGAAACUGGAUCCGUGGAGUUCCGAUGUGCUGCUACCUUGAUUACGGACAAGCUACUACUGACAGCCGCUCACUGCCUCUUACUGAAAGCGGAAGUAACCAGUCAAAUUCAAGCACAGGAUUUUGUCGUGUCCCUUGGUCGAUACAACAUCAUGGACUGGACUGAAACUGAAGCAAUGAACUUUUCCCCGGAAUCUAUAACGGUUCAUCCCCAAUUCAAGAGCGAUAACUUUGACUAUGACAUUGGAAAAAUUUUACUCGCCAAAUCGGUUUCCUUCACGGCAGCCAUUCUGCCCAUUUGUUUGUGGGACGAGUCGCUGGAAGAAUCCGUGGUAGUCGGACAACUAGGAUUCGUCACCGGGUGGGGAUUUUCCGAGCAUGGUGCCAUUUCGGAGAUUCCCCGGAGUGUCCAGGUACCCAUAGUAUCGGAAGUGGACUGCAUUCGAUCCGACAUCGGGCUCCAGCUGACCACUUCCAACAGGACAUUCUGCGCCGGGGGUCAAGACGUGGGACCAUGCCAGGGCGAUUCCGGAAGUGGCCUAUUCCUGAAGCGAUCCGGCAACCGUUGGGUGCUGCGAGGGAUCGUUUCGCACGCGCUCCUUGACCCGGAUACGGGCAAAUGUGACACCCGAAACUAUGCUGUCUACACGGAUGUGGCCAAGUAUCGCGAUUGGCUGGCCAUUUAGACGGCGACGACACUCAUCGCCCAUUUUUCUCCGACAAAUUUUUUUUCCUUCUUUUUUGUUGUGAUGAGGCACGAAAAUGUGACAAUAAAAACGAUUUCGAUAAACGAAACCAAUGUUGUCGUCGUCGGGAGAUAUCGAGUUACUUAUCGCAGGCAGACUGUGGUAUUUAGUGUAGAAUUGCGAA
Molecule: messenger RNA, 1750 nt
Organism: Uranotaenia lowii
Lineage: Eukaryota; Metazoa; Arthropoda; Insecta; Diptera; Culicidae
Product: chymotrypsin-C-like
Exons: 2
Coding region: 157-1566 (469 amino acids)
Biological process (GO): proteolysis
Molecular function (GO): serine-type endopeptidase activity
Source: RefSeq, a predicted model, not a curated record